Molecule: messenger RNA, 861 nt
Organism: Emiliania huxleyi CCMP1516
Lineage: Eukaryota; Haptophyta; Isochrysidales; Noelaerhabdaceae
Exons: 3
Coding region: 1-861 (286 amino acids)
Source: RefSeq, a predicted model, not a curated record
AUGAAAGUGCUCUUGCUCCUCGCGUGCACCGCCCUCGCCUCCGUGCACGGGCUGCAGUCUGCGGUACCCACGCAGCCCCUACCCCUCGCCACGCGGCGGCUCGUCGCCGUCCCGCGCGGCGUCGACGUUGCCCUCCCGUCGAGGCAGCGUGCUUCCGCCGGCCGCUCCUCACCCUGCUGCAUGGCGCUCGCCGCGGCCGACGACGCGGGCCAGCAGCUGGACCUCGGCGCUCUGGGGCGGUACUUCUUCGCGGUGCUGAUGCAGCUGAUCGCGCUAACGUUCGCCUUUGGCGUCCUCGACUCAGCGGGCUACGCCUCGCCGCUCGGCCCUCUCCCGGCGCCGGCGGCGGGCGGGGUCUUCCUCGCGAUCAGCCUGCGCUCGCGCGUCUUCAGCUCGCUCGACGACUCGGCGCCAGAGGAGCGCGUCACGGCGACGGCGGCCGAGGACGAGGCGCUCGAGGCUGCCCUCCGGCCGGACGGCGGCGGCGGCAAGCCGAUGAAGAAGACGGAGCUGCGGGCAGAGUGUGAGGCGUCGUGUCUCGUCUACUCUUCCUCCACGGGACGGCUCAACGAGGGCCACUUCAACGACCCGGCCGCAGAGGGGAGGGUCGGCGCCGCGGUGCCCGGCUCGGCCCUCGUCUGCCUCUCCGCCCUCUACGCCGCCAAGCAGUACUCCGACGUCGCGCCCGCCGCCGGCGCGCUGCUCGCUCUGGCGGCCACGUGGAACGCCGUCGCCGCCGCCGCCGCCGCCGACACUUGGCGGCUGAACAACGCCGUCCGCGCGGAGCCGCUCUACCCUCACAAGGUAGCGGGCAUGCGCAGCCAGACCCGGCUGACCAUCGAGGCUUUCGAGGGUCUGUAG